Molecule: messenger RNA, 735 nt
Organism: Anopheles marshallii
Lineage: Eukaryota; Metazoa; Arthropoda; Insecta; Diptera; Culicidae
Gene: MED28
Product: mediator of RNA polymerase II transcription subunit 28
Exons: 4
Coding region: 1-735 (244 amino acids)
Cellular component (GO): mediator complex
Source: RefSeq, a predicted model, not a curated record
AUGGCAUCCUCGUCGAACGUAAGCGGUAAUUUAGUGGAUGAACUUGAGGAAGCGUUUCAGUCAUGCAUACAUGCCCUGACAAAGGAGGAAUCGGCUACCGGAAUCGAUAAGGACGAAAUUAAGGUGGAGGUUGAUCAAACGACACUAAAGUUCAUCGAUCUAGCCCGGCAGAUGGAAGCGUUUUUUCUGCAGAAACGUUUUCUGCUGUCCGCACUCAAGCCGGAUCUGCUGCUGAAGGAGGAAAACUUUGAUCUGAAGCAAGAAAUAGGCCGCAAAGAUGAACUGAUACGUAAGCAUUAUGAAAAGAUCGAGUCUUGGAAACAGUUGCUCUCGGAUCAACAGAACUUCAACAAACCGAUUCAAUCGAUGCCUCCGGAUAUGCGUGGCAACCUUGCGGGUGGAGCACCGGGCGCUCCGGCCGGACUAAUGGCUAGCGGUGGCAUGAAUCUGCCAAUGCAGGUGAGCAAAACAAUGCAAAAUCAGCACCAGCAGCAGAUGCAACAAAUGCAAGUACAGCAGCAACAGAUGCAACAGCAAAUGCAGCAAUCCAUGCCAAUGGGAGCAACAAAUGCUCAGCUCUUUCAGCAAGGUGGUAUGCCUCGCGGUGUGGGACAAUCGGGUUCGGGUGCUGGAUUUCCGCAGGGUGCCGGCCCAAACCUGCAGGGACCGUUAGCAUAUUUGGAGAAAACGGCCAGCAAUAUAGAUCUAGUGGGCCUUGGAGAUGGUCGAAGGUGA